ACACCACUCACACUUCAGAAAGGUACCAGAAUCAUAUCAUAUUCUUGACACGCGACAACGAACUAGAACCCUCUCGCGGCAACUAGACUCCUCCUAACUUGGGAAAUUCCCGCUGCAACGUCGGCAACACCAGCCGCCAUGGCACUGGGAUUCUCUCUCUCGCUUAGUCAGCAUCGCCGCCGUACUAUCCUGACUACUAAGGAUGGUCAGGAUCGGAGCACCUGCCUUCUCCUCAUCUCCCUCGUCCUGCUCUCGUCCCUCCACGCCGCCUUCGCAUUUCGCUUCCCCGCGGGACUCCGCGUGGAAAAGCUGCGCGGAAUGAUGGGCGGAAAUGCGCGAGGCGGACGAUCGAACGGCCAGCAGCAGGGCAGCGGAAUGGGCGGAAGCGCGAUGGGUGGCGGGGGAAUGGGUGGCGGCGGAAUGGGAGGCAGCGGAAUGGGAGGCGGCACGGAUGGUGGUAUGGGCGGAGGUACGGGUGGUGGUAUGGGCGGAGGCAUGGAUGGUGGUAUGGGUGGAGGCACGGAUGGUGGUAUGGGCGGAGGCAUGGAUGGUGGUAUGGGUGGAGGCACGGAUGGUGGUAUGGGCGGAGGCAUGGAUGGUGGUAUGGGUGGAGGCACGGAUGGUGGUAUGGGCGGAGGCAUGGGGCGUUGAAGGGACGAGGAGAAUACACAUGGCCACAGUAGCGUCCUCAUGUGCGUCAGAUUGUGGCGUGUAUCUAUUUCUGUCAGACCUGGUAGGAGCUUGGCCGCAGCAGCACCUCCAGCCGAGUGCUUGCUGAGUGCUGCUUCGUCCAACCUCCUCACCCAAUGUAGUCCUUUGGUGCCCUGCAGAGCAUAUAGGCAGAGUAUUUGUGCUUGAAUUCUU
This is a messenger RNA of Closterium sp. NIES-67, 864 nucleotides long. Lineage: Eukaryota; Viridiplantae; Streptophyta; Zygnematophyceae; Desmidiales; Closteriaceae. The record is from the annotation of a GenBank genome assembly.